GUAGUCUGCUUUCGUGUUGAACUUUUGUAGCGGUAUCGAACCGACUGUCUGACGCGAUAUCAGCUAAAGCCGCGGAGAUUGUUUCGUCUCUGCUCUGUCACUGUUUUGACAGUUUUUCAGUGAAAGUAAGUUACUGCAGUGUCUCUUGGGCUUAACAGAUUGUUCCCAGUUUACGUUGUUUUUUUGUGCAUUUCCCAACGAAGUUACCGACAUCUGUUUCGGAGAAAAUGAGUGAUACAACUGGUUUGACUAACGCCGAAACGAGGGAGUUAUGCCCGGAACCAGAUCCAGCAACUAAGGAUUUCAUAAUGCAGCAAACGAUGUAUCGGAUUAAAGAUCCAAGACGGUCUCUUCCAUUCUACACCAAAGUGCUCGGGAUGCGCCUCCUUCAGAAAUUGGAUUUUCCUGAAAUGAAAUUUUCUUUGUACUUCAUGGGCUAUGAACCUGCUCAAGAAAUCCCAACUGACCCAGCAGAGCGAAUCCGCUGGACCUUCACCCGCAAAGCAACCAUUGAGCUUACUCACAAUUGGGGUACUGAGACUGAUCCAGAUGCUGUUUAUCACACUGGCAACACAGAACCUAAAGGGUUUGGCCACAUUGGAAUUACUGUCCCAGAUGUUGAUGAAGCUUGUAAACGUUUCGAGCAACUCAAUGUUGAAUUCAUUAAGAAGCCCAAUGAUGGCAAAAUGAAGGGGCUUGCUUUCAUCAAGGACCCUGAUGGAUACUGGAUUGAGAUUCUGGCUGCAAGGAAAAUGGCAGAGUUAAUCUUGUGAGAUUAUGCCAAAAUAAAUUACUUAACUUUGUUCUCUCCUCAUUCCCUUGACAGAAGUUUUAUGUUUUGUGUUAAUCUCUCCAAACUUAUCUGAUGUACUUGAAAGAAUCUGUUGCAGUCACCUUUCACACUAAUGUUUUAUUUGUUGUAGCCUGUACCCAACAUCAUGUGCCAUUAAACUAAAAAAAAAAUGGAGAUAAUCUUUUUUUUUUCUAUUUAAAAGUUUAUCAUUUUGUACUCUCAUUGUAAAUAGGAACUUAAAAAUAUGUGAUAAAUGUGAGACUUUGACAUUUUAUUUUGUUACUAUUUACACCUUUUGUUACUAUUUACUCCAUUAUCAAACAGGGUCAAACCAGUUAUAUCAAGAACUUUUUUUGCUGUCUCAUAGAAUAAACCUAAUGUAUACUCAGA
Messenger RNA from Thrips palmi, 1183 nucleotides. RefSeq names its product lactoylglutathione lyase (gene Glo1). The transcript has 6 exons. The record is from RefSeq and is a predicted model, not a curated record. Gene Ontology annotation, molecular function: lactoylglutathione lyase activity; metal ion binding. Lineage: Eukaryota; Metazoa; Arthropoda; Insecta; Thysanoptera; Thripidae. Bases 228 to 773 code for a protein of 181 amino acids.